AUGUCGCAAGUAAGAGAAGCGUUUGAUGUGGCCUAUGACAAUAUUAAUGCAUUUCAUGCUGCUCAAAGGAUUCCUGAGAAGGAGAUUGAGAAUAUAAAAGGGGUGAGGUGCAAAAGAAUAGCACGGUGCAUUGCAUCUGUUGGCCUUUAUGUUCCAGGGGGUACUGCAGUCUUACCCUCAACUGCUUUGAUGCUCUCGGUGCCUGAACAGAUUGCCGGGUGCAAAACCAUUGUUCUAGCAACUCUGCCUGGUCGUGAUGGCAGUAUUUGCAAGGAAGUGUUAUAUUGUGCAAAGAAAGCUGGCGUCACCCACAUUCUAAAAGCUGGGGGAGCUCAUGCGAUCUCAGCGAUGGCUUGGGGAACAUCAUCUUGCCCAAAGGUUGAAAAAAUUUUUGGGCCAGGAAAUCAAUAUGUUACUGUUGCAAAAAUGAUUCUUCAGAAUAGUGAAGCCAUGGUUUCCAUUGAUAUGCCUGCUGGCCCUUCAGAGGUGCUGGUCAUCGCCGAUAGACAUGCCAAUCCAGUUCACAUAGCUGCAGAUCUACUCUCUCAGGCAGAACAUGGUCCUGACAGUCAGGUAGUUCUUGUCAUUGCUGGAGAUGGUGUUAAUGUUGAUGCAAUUUUAGCUGAAGUGAGCAAACAAUGUGAUAGCCUUCCUAGGGGAGAAUUUGCUUCAAAAGCACUUGGUCAUAGCUUUGUUGAUGAUUUAGACUCGGACGAUGCUAUGGAGGAGGUCCUUGCCUCUGUUCCAGGAGUUGCACAUAUGUCCUUGCGCGAGUGGGUCCUUCACUUGGAGGAGUUUGUCCGUGAGGAGUUUCGGGGCGUUCGCCAGCAGCAGACAAAGAUGUUUGAGAUGAUGCAGCGUUAG
This is a messenger RNA of Zingiber officinale, 864 nucleotides long. Its product is annotated as histidinol dehydrogenase, chloroplastic-like. The transcript is spliced from 10 exons. NCBI's taxonomy places the organism in Eukaryota, Viridiplantae, Streptophyta, Magnoliopsida, Zingiberales, Zingiberaceae. The coding region runs from base 1 to 864 and encodes 287 amino acids. The record is from RefSeq and is a predicted model, not a curated record. Gene Ontology annotation, cellular component: chloroplast stroma; cytoplasm. Gene Ontology annotation, molecular function: histidinol dehydrogenase activity; NAD binding; metal ion binding. Gene Ontology annotation, biological process: L-histidine biosynthetic process.